Molecule: messenger RNA, 2919 nt
Organism: Sinocyclocheilus rhinocerous
Lineage: Eukaryota; Metazoa; Chordata; Actinopteri; Cypriniformes; Cyprinidae
Product: T-box brain protein 1-like
Exons: 6
Coding region: 242-2035 (597 amino acids)
Biological process (GO): positive regulation of DNA-templated transcription; cell fate specification; regulation of transcription by RNA polymerase II
Cellular component (GO): chromatin; nucleus
Molecular function (GO): RNA polymerase II cis-regulatory region sequence-specific DNA binding; DNA-binding transcription factor activity, RNA polymerase II-specific
Source: RefSeq, a predicted model, not a curated record
UCCUAUUCCAAAUACAUAGUGGCAAUGACUUCAACAUAUUAAGAUAAAUCUAAAUGAAGACUUCCCAAGUAGUUUAAAAGUAGAUUACACGGUGCGCUUACACAACUUGCUGGCUAUAGAGAGUUUGUGUUGGAGUCUUAUUUUAAAUGAUAGAGCAUACGGACGUUAAACCUAUGACACCUCUAGUGAGCUCGGACCGGUGCUGCAGGUGGGCGGCAUAGGCAGGAAUUUAUUUCUCAAUAUGUUGAAUGGAACGGACGCGCAAAAUUUCGCCAAAGACGCAGAAUUAAACAGCCACCUGCACCGAAACCGCGACUUAUCGGACUUCAAAAUGGGCAUCCAAGACACGAGGUUUUAUUAUCAGGACUCGAUUCCAAAUGGACAGGACAGUUUGACGUUGCCGUUCCACGCCGAACACCACCAAAGCGCCGGAGCGCAGACGGGGAGGUUUUACUCACCGGCUCAGCUCGGCAGCUGUCACUUCACCAGCCGGAGCGGGACGGGACAUACUUACGUUCCAGGCGGAGCCGAUGCGUAUUCUUCAGCCAACGGUAAAGACGCGUACCCGAGCAGCGCAGACGGCUACCCGGCGUCUUUUCAGCACGGGUUCCCGCGAGCACCGAUGUACUCUUUACCUGGUCUACAGGUGUCCGGGAAGACGCAAGUGCUCCUCAACAACUACUCGCUGUGGGCAAAGUUCCACAAGUACCAGACAGAGAUGAUCAUAACGAAACAGGGACGGAGGAUGUUCCCUGUCCUCAGCUUUAACAUCAACUCACUGGACCCCUCAGCUCAUUAUAACAUAUACGUGGAUGUGGUUCUUGCUGACCAGCAUCACUGGAGGUACCAAGGAGGCAAAUGGGUCCAGUGCGGCAAGGCAGAAGGCAACAUGCCAGGAAACAGAAUGUAUAUGCACCCAGACUCUCCCAACACUGGGAAUCACUGGAUGAGACAGGAAGUUUCCUUUGGCAAACUGAAACUUACCAACAACAAAGGCAGCUCUAACAAUGUAGCACAGAUGAUAGUGCUGCAGUCGCUCCAUAAAUACCAACCACGUCUUCACAUCGUGGAGGUGAAAGAGGAUGGAACGGAGGACCCCUUUCUGACCUCGAAAACUCAGACGUUUGUCUUCCCUGAGACUCAGUUCAUUGCCGUCACUGCCUACCAGAAUGCAGAUAUCACUCAGCUGAAAAUAGAUCAUAACCCUUUUGCUAAAGGUUUCCGGGACAAUUAUGACACGCUGUACGCACCUCUUGACUCAGACCGCUUUACGCCUUCCCCAACCGAGAGCCAGCAGCUCCUCCCAGGCAGUUGUUACCCUCACCAGCCGUACCUGUCUGAUCAGUACAUGAGCCCCCUGCCUCAGAAUCGUUUCUACAGCCGCGAGCCGGUCAGCAUGACCCAGCAGUGCCCCAAAGACCCUACCGCCAGCCCUCACAGCCGCUUUUACCUGCCCAGCCAGCAGGGGGUGCCGCCGAACCGCCUUGACUUCAACGCGUACGAGAGCGAAUACACUUCCAACAGCCUCUACAAGCCGUUUCCGAUUCAGACGUCCCCACACCACCCUCUGGGCUACUACUCUGAAAGCCCCUUCGCGUCCGGGACGGUUUCUGGUGCCAACACAGGAGCGUGGAGCUCAGGACGGCCCUCACCGCAGUAUCUUAAUCACCUACACCACAGUAAACCUGGGUCUAGUCUCGGCUGGUUCCGAACCAUCUCGUCCCCAGCUGCAUCUUCAUCUCCCUCAGCAGUGAACUCGCGCUUCCAUUCCUCCCCAUCACUCCUGGAUCCCCAGCACCAGCCUCUGCUCCAAGACAAGUCCAAAGAGUCCGGGGAGGACGCCUGGAUUGAAGCCCCCUCGGUUAAAUCGGUGGACUCAGCUGACUCAGGUUUGUUCGAGGGAGGAGAGAGCAAGAAGAGGCGCGUGUCGCCUUAUACGUCCAGCACGGAAAAUUCCCCUCCCAACCGCAGCGCAGAGGUUUGCGAAAAGGACAAUUGCAGCGACGCGGGCUACUACGGCUUCUACACCCACUGAAGACCAGCACUCAGACUGUACUCCUGCUGUCUUCCACCCACCGUCUGUCUGCAUGUCCCGAGACACAGGGAUAAAGCUCUCUGUGAUAGUAGCUACAGUGCCAGGUCUUAGGUGGCCCCUCUGUGCUUUGUAUUCCCUGUGUUAGAUGUUUGGGGGUUAUGUGGAGGUGUUCUGAAGGUCACUGUCACACAAAAGACGAAGACGAUGUGACUGCGCUGAGACACUGGCCUGGAGAUACACAGACAGGCAGACCUGUGUGACUUUAGCAGCUGAAGAUUUCACAGCACACCUGCUGACACUCCCCCAAAGGAACUGUCUCUGUCCCCCUCGUCAGCCACAGACAUGAAAACACCUCACAAAAACCCACACGCACGCUCAAACAAACAAUCAAAUCCUUUUCGUCACAUUUACAUCUGUCUUUAAAAAUGUGGACUUAGAGGCAUAGUUCACCCAAAAAAGAAAAGUCCAUCAUCAUUUACUCUCCCUCAUGUCAUGAUCAUUUCAAACCCGUUUGACUUUUUGUCUGUAACACAAAGACAUUUUUUAAGAAAUUACAACAAAGUGCUUUCAAGCUUCAAGGAUGCAAAAUCACUAUAAAAAUAGUUCAUACAACUCAUGUGCUGCAUGUCAAGUCAUCUAAAGCUUAUUGAUAGCUUUGGAUGAGAAAAGACAUGGAAUUUGAGUCUGAUAUCAUCUGAUUCUGACAAUCAUCUGACAUUGCUUGUUCUUUCAUGAACACACCAAAGAAAAUGUGUUUCUCACCUAAAGCUAUUGUACACAGAAAAUAUAUACAUCCUAUUUUCACUCUGAAAUUGUGAAUUUCACAAAUAAUUACAAAGAAGCAACAAGUAACAGAUUGAACUAAACAUGAAAUUCUUAAGUAG